Messenger RNA from Aspergillus welwitschiae, 2419 nucleotides. RefSeq names its product GMC family oxidoreductase. Lineage: Eukaryota; Fungi; Ascomycota; Eurotiomycetes; Eurotiales; Aspergillaceae. The transcript is spliced from 3 exons. The coding region runs from base 293 to 2059 and encodes 588 amino acids. The record is from RefSeq and is a predicted model, not a curated record. Gene Ontology annotation, molecular function: oxidoreductase activity, acting on CH-OH group of donors; flavin adenine dinucleotide binding.
CAGCUGUUUCAUAAUCAUGACCGAUCACUGACAUUUGCUGAACUGAAGGGACUCUGGCUAAGAAUAUGGCACUGAGAGAAUCUAACGACUGCGCAACGAGCGGGUCAAGGUCUUGGGUGGCUGAACCCCUUUAAGGGCCUUUUCUAGAAGUCUUCCUAUGGAUGGUCGGCAUAUCGUCCGCUUCGGUGCCUGUAUAAAGAGACAGGGUCUUGUCUCCGAUUGUACUGUUGGUCAUCAAUUGAGUUUCCGGCAAGACAGAGAAGAACUAUAGCCUCUCGCAUCUACCACCACGAUGCUUUUCUCCUCUCUUGCUCUCGCGGCCUUCUCGUUAGGCGUGACGGCCAAAAGUCACGCUAACUCCCCUGCUCACUAUGACUUUGUCAUCGUCGGUGGAGGCACCAGUGGUUUGGUUGUCGCCAAUAGGCUCUCAGAACUGAGCCAUGUCACCGUGGCUGUCAUCGAGGCUGGAGAAUCAGCAUUGAACAACUUCAAUGUGUCUAAUGUCAUGGGCUACAGCACGGCAUUCGGGACGGAGGUCGACUGGGCCUACCAAACCGAGAACCAGACAUAUGCAGGUGGUCUGCAGCAGACCAUCCGUGCUGGAAAGGCACUUGGUGGCACGAGCACAAUCAAUGGAAUGUCCUAUACUCGUGCCCAAGACGUGCAAAUUGACAAUUGGGAAGUUCUCGGCAACGACGGCUGGAAUUGGAAGAGUCUAUUCCAAUAUUAUAAAAAGUCGGAAGGCUUCCAGGUGCCCACCAAGGACCAAAUCGCCCACGGUGCCAGCUAUAACGCCAGCUAUCAUGGUCUGAACGGCCCUCUGAAGGUCGGCUGGCCUAACUCCAUGACCAACAGCAGUGUCUUUCCCGUCCUUCAACAAACCUUUGAGAAAUUGGGCGUCCAGUACAACCCCGACUCGGAAGGCGGCAAGAUGGUCGGAUUCACGGUCCACCCCGACACUCUGGACCGGGAGAUGAAUGUUCGCGAAGAUGCUGCCAGGGCUUACUAUUGGCCAUAUGAAGCCCGCUCGAACCUGAAGAUUAUCUCAAAUACCCGUGCGAACAAGGUCAUCUGGGCCAACACCACCCAGGGAGAGGCUGUUGCCGUCGGCAUCGAGGUUACUAACGCCUAUGGCACGGAAACCAUCUACGCUGACAAGGAGGUCAUUUUGUCGGCUGGCGCCCUUCGAUCCCCUGCCAUUCUCGAGCUGUCCGGUAUCGGAAACCCCGAUGUCCUCAACAAGCACAAUAUUCCCGUCAAGGUCAACAUCACCACCGUCGGCGAGAACCUACAGGAUCAGACCAACAACGCCCUCUCCUGGGAAGGUGUCGACACCCUCACCGGCUUAGCAACCUUCUCCGUCCUGCCAUCUGUGAAUCAGCUCUACGGCGAUAAUGUCACUGCCUUGGCUUCCUACGUUAAGUCCCAGCUUGCUAGUUAUGCUAAGACUGUCGCUAGCGCCUCGAAUGGCGCUGUCAAGGAAGCCAAUCUCGUGGAGGCUUUUGAGCGCCAGUACGAUCUGAUUUUCAACUCCCAGGUCCCCUAUACGGAGGUGGUCUUCGCCCCCAGCGGGAACUCGUUCGCCGUUGAAUACUGGCCUCUCCUCCCCUUCUCCCGCGGCAGCGUCCACAUUCAAUCGGCGAACGCCUCCGACUAUCCUGCCAUCAACCCCAACUACUUCAUGUUUGACCAAGACGCCGAGGCCCAGGUCACAGUGGCACAAUACAUUCGGAAGGCAUUGAGUACGGCACCCCUAAACAGCCUUGUCGGCGAGGAAAUUUCUCCCGGCCUCGACGUGCUUCCAGCUAGUGCAUCCAGCGCCACUUGGACCAAGUGGGUUAAGAAAAACUACCGAACCAACUACCACCCCGUUGGCACCACCAGCAUGCUUCCCCGCGAGAAGGGUGGUGUUGUCAGCCCCGAACUCAAGGUCUAUGGUACCAAGAAUGUUCGUGUGGUUGAUGCUUCAGUCCUGCCAUUCCAGCUUUGCGGUCACUUGACCAGCACGCUGUAUGCUGUAGCUGAGAGGGCUUCCGAUCUGAUCAAGGAAAGCUACUAGGUUCCAGGUGCUUACCAGCGCGCUAACUAGGCAUUUUCGAUCAUCUGUCAAACUGGCAUGAACAACAGAGUUGUGUCAAUGCACAACUGCAACAGAACUGAAGUAUGUCCGUUUACGGGCGAAGUCUAUUCUGACAGUACGGUCCGGCUUGGGAAGAUGAUAGGCGCAAGGAUGCAACUAUUAAAGGGGAAUUAGAUUCUCAAAUGCGGAUGCUAGUGUCUGUGUGUCUAUUGCAGCGCAUUGUCAAGCCUUCUUGUGUGCUGCCACGGAGGAAGCGGCUGAUUGUAUUUUAUAUUAGAAUUGUAUUAGAACGGUGUAACACGUCACCCAAGAUCAGUAAUAAAGUCCAUAUCAAUGAAC